Molecule: messenger RNA, 1722 nt
Organism: Metarhizium brunneum ARSEF 3297
Lineage: Eukaryota; Fungi; Ascomycota; Sordariomycetes; Hypocreales; Clavicipitaceae
Gene: SUC2
Product: Invertase 2
Biological process (GO): sucrose catabolic process
Cellular component (GO): fungal-type vacuole; cytoplasm
Molecular function (GO): sucrose alpha-glucosidase activity
Source: RefSeq, a predicted model, not a curated record
AUGCUGCCUAUAAGCACCAACAUUCACACGACACUUCUUGGUGCUCUGUACCUUGCGAACUGGUGUCUUGGACAGAAUUCUACUCAGUACGUUGGAGCCCAUGUCCCAUCCGGCACAUCCAUCGUUGGCAGCUAUGGAGGGCAAUAUCGUCCUCAAGUGCACUUUUCGCCCCCCAGCCACUUCAUGAAUGACCCGAAUGGCAUGUUUCGAGACCACAACGGCACAUGGCACCUCUAUUACCAGUACAACCCCACAAAGAGUGUUGCGGGAAAUCAACAUUGGGGACAUGCGACCUCGCAAGAUUUAUAUCAUUGGACAAACCAACCAAUUGCCCUGUUCCCCCCGAAGAAGAAUGUAUACAUCUUUUCUGGAAGUGCAGUCAUUGACAAGAACAACACUUCUGGUUUCUUCGGCAACCAGUCCAAUGGCGUUGUUGCAAUUUAUACAUUGGCAGAAUAUUUAGAUGACGGAAGCCCCGGUCCCCAAUCUCAGGCCAUCGCCUACUCGUAUGACAGUGGCUUCACCUUCACCCCGUUUGACGGCAACCCUGUCAUACCGAGCAACUCCUCGCAGUUUCGCGAUCCAAAGGUCGUCUGGUACGAAGACCACUGGGUAAUGGUGGUUGCUUACGCCCAGGAAUUCGCAAUUGGCAUAUUCACCUCACCAGAUCUGAUCGAGUGGACUCAUGCCAGCAACUUCUCCAAUCAAGGUCUUCUGGGUCUGCAGUGGGAAUGCCCAAACCUAGUGCGCAUGCCGCUGUACACGGAAGACGGACAAAGACGAGACGAUAUGUGGACUAUGCUAAUCAGCAUCAACCCAGGGGCGCCGGUGGGUGGUUCUAUUACAGAAUACUACCCUGGAACUUUUAACGGGACCCAUUUUGAAGCAGUUGAUUCAGUUGCCCGCAUUGCCGAUUUUGGCAAGGACAAUUAUGCCGGGCAGUUCUUUUUCGGUGUCCCAGCCGAAGAAGAUCCCGUGUCUAUUGCCUGGGCAUCUAAUUGGCAGUAUACCCAGACUGUUCCGACUGCACAGGAGGGCUGGCGUAGUGCAAUGAGUCUCCCUCGCCGGAAUUACUUGACAAGAAUUGACCGUGUUGGCUGGAAACUGAUAAGCAGCCCGUAUGAUAUGCAGCCAAUCAUGGGGAGAAAUCUAGCGUAUAACCAGAGCCUUGUCAACGGAUCCUUGACGGUUGACUUUUCAGACAUAGCCUCCAAUGCGGUGUACUGGGAGGUGAAUGUGACUGGCUUACCAAAGAAAGGGAUACCGGAAAUGGCCACCUUGAAUUUCACGCUUCUUAGUCCUAUAACAGCAGAGUACAUCAGAGGAGGGUAUUACUUUGGCGGCGACAAUCCGUUCUAUCUUGACAGAGGCGGUGCAAAAGGCUUCGACAACGUCUUUUUCACUGACAAGCUAUCUACAAAUAGUUUGUUCUGUAACGGUAGCUGGUCGAUGAAGGGAGUGAUGGAUCGGUCCAUACUUGAAUUAUUUCUCAAUGACGGCGUCGACAGUGCUACAGCGACUUUCUUCGCCACACAACCGUUGACGUUCUUGAUCAUCAGUACGUCCAGUUUGCCUCAUGGCACACGGGUAAGCACUCGUGUCAAUGCUUUAAAAAGUACCUGGCAGCAAAUGGAAGACCCAGGAGAUGGCUUGGUGCACGGAAACAUCUCCAUGCAGGAAACGGCCUCAGAGGCCAUGAAGCACUUGCUGCAAUCCAUGUGA